GCGGGGACGCGGAGCCGGGCGAUGGGGAGGGAGGUGGAGGUUCCGAAGCGCCUCGUCCCUCGGCUCGGACUCUGACGUGCAGCCUCGGCAGCUGCUCAGCGCCGGCUGCGGGCUGCCCCCGAGGCUUUCCCGUGCGACCGUCGGAAAAAGUGCCCCGAGAACGACUGGGUGCCAGGUGGGAGAAAGGCAGAUGAGUUUCCAAGUAUCCUUUUCAAGCUUAUAAAGCACACAGCUUCAUAUAACAGCAGUGAUUCUCUAAUGGACCAAUGAAAGCCAACAAUGACAAGUUGUGGUCAACAGUCCUUGAAUGUGCUGAUGGUUCUGCUUUCAUUACUCUUGUCAGCAGUGUUGUCUGCGCAUUUUCGGGUCUGCGAGCCAUAUACAGACUACAAAGGACGCUACCACUUUGGUUUUCACUGCCCCCGUCUUUCUGACAAUAAAUCUUACAUCUUUUGCUGUCACCAUAACAACACAGUAUUUAAAUACUGCUGCAAUGAGACAGAAUUUCAGACUGUUAUGCAGAUGAAUUUAACAGGGAAUGCAGAUGGAUAUAUGCAUAACAACUACAGUGCACUGUUAGGGGUGUGGAUCUAUGGUUUUUUUGUGGUGAUCUUGCUGAUACUGGACCUUUUAUAUUAUUCUUCAAUGAACUAUGAUAUUUGCAAAUUUUACCUAGCACGGUGGGGAAUCCAGGGAAAGUGGAUGACACAAGGACAGAGCCGAUGGAUUAAUUCUGCUCAGGACCCAAGCCAAGUACAGACUCAGCCUCAGCCAGAGACACAGCCUCAAACUCAGCCUCAGCCACAGCCUCAGACAUCACAGACAGUACAUACUCUAAAAGGAGAUGCUUUAAGCCCACCCUUGAUGUCUUUUCAGAGUACAUCUGCCUGAAAAGUAUACUGAUGUGCCUCAGGAUGGGAGAGGUAAGAUCAGACUCCACGGAGCAGCUUUCAAGGAAACCAACUCAAUGACAAGAGCUUUAGAAAUGGCAGAUAAGCAGCAGAGAGAGAAAAACGACGGGAUGGAGGUUCACCAAGUCACCUGGAGAGAAAUGUCUUUUAGGCAACCUCUGUAGGGAAACAGUGUAGAAAGAGUUUCCAGAAGAAAGUAGUCCGUAAGCAAUAUUUGAAUUUUAGACCAACAAUAUUAUGUUUGAAGGGAAGCGUAAUGUUUGAGAAAGUGCUCAGUUGGAAGAAAAUAAAGUUGCUCUGGCAAAUCUGGACAAAGGUGGAAAAAGAUCACAAGACAAACCUUUGGUAGAAAACUUUUCUUUGCCUCCCCAUCCAUCUAUUGCCAUUUGAGCCUAAUCUAAAUGUCAGAAUAAGGAAUGUGAGUUUUUUCAAAGUUCUCUGGUGAUUACUUUGUCACAAUAGAGUAAAUGCUGGCAGUCCCAGUGUUGUCAUGCAUAACAAGGUAUGUGAAGCCUUCACCACCGAUCAAACAGCAGGGUAGCAACUGAUUCAGCCUUAGUGCAUAUUUUAAGAUCAUUGGCAAUGAUUUUGCUAAGAUAUCAAAUAUCUGAAUACAUCUCAGCUUCAGCUUCACAUGCUUUUUUGAAGAGGGGAGCUUUUAUUAAGAAGCAACAGAUAACCCAUUCCUCCCCCACACUCCUUGAAGCUGAAAGAAUAUUAGAAGGCAAGCAACAACCUUGAUAUUACAAAAGCAAUAAUACCAUUGUCCCUCUGCUUUACAAGGCAAUAAUCUAAUUCCCUCAGCCACUGACUGGCAUCAGAGUUUAUCCCUCUCAAAUCUUAGGGUUCAUUUGUAAGUCAAAAGAGAUGCUGCCACAGAAGCACAUGGAGUACUUGGUCACUAAGUUAUGAUAGCUUAACUUUCCACAGGACAGGUUUACUUAAAAAAUCACACAGUAUCAAUUACAUAAGCAAAUUCUGUAAAAUAUAAUCAUUUGUUAAGAUCUAUGUAUGGAGAACCUGGCAGUGACAAUUGAACAGAGUUCAGCUAGAAAUUGCAACACAGCUUCAUGCUAAUACCGAAUUGAUUUUUCCUUCCUAAUCUUUUGUCCUGCAGAUACAAGUAAUUUUAUCAUAAUAAUGUAUUUUAUUGUACAACCAGCACGAAGAACACCUUGCCAGUGAUUAUAAAGAAGCACCUUGUGAAUAAUUAAUUUUUUAUUUAAUUUUGUUUUUUUUUAGCCUUUUUGAUUGGAGAGCAUUUUAGUCUUAAGGUGAACUCCAAAGGGAUAGAUUCCUGAGAGAUCUGAGCUAAUUCACAGCUACUGGAGUAUGUGACAGUAUGCAACUUAAACACCCAGGAACAACUACUGUUAUCAUAGAACCACUGAAUCAUAGAAUUACCCAGGUUGGAAAAGACCUUGAAGAUGAUCAAGGCCAACCGCAGUCUAACCAGUACCCUAACUCUAAAAACCCUCCACUAAAUCAUAUCCCUGGGUAUCACAUCCAAACGGCUCUUAAACACAACCAGGGAUGGCAAUUCAACCACCUCCCUGGGGAGCCUAUUCCAGUAUCUAACUACCCUUUCUAUAAAUAAGUUCUUUCUAAUAUCCAACCUGUUGGGGGAGCCUGCAGGACUGGAGAGCAUAGGAGUGCCUGGUCUCCAAAGAAGACCCAAUCUGACGAAGAAACCAAUAUGCUCAAGUCCCUUUUCCUUGCAAUCCAAAUGAUAAAAAUAAAUAAAGCAGAGAACCUCUGUAUAAAGGCAGGCAACAACUAACUAUCAAGAACUCCAAUGCCACAGAUAAGUAUGCCAGCCUGCAGGCUUUAGGCUCCGUCUUGCGCUAGGAAAGCAGAAGCCUGGCUGCCCUUUCCCUUCACAGAAUGUGUGUUCUUUGCAGCAUUUCAAAUAAAAAACAUUCAGUACUUUUUAAACCUUGUUUCACUCCAAACACAGCAGACCUUAGGUUUUCACAAGAACAUUUCAUUAGCACGUGGCAGAGGCAUUCAAGGAACUUCAGCUGGGAAUAAAAAGGAACCUCCUGCAAACAAGCACUGUAAGUUGCUUGCAGAUAUCCACACAGCACCGAUCGCUCUAUUGUGGGAGCCUGGAGUUUCAGCAGAGGCAUGAGCUGAGCUCUGAGUGCUGGCAGAUCUCUCACAGUGAGGAUGCAUGGUGAUGCUAGCAGGGCCACCUUGCAAGAACAGCAAGGAACCCAAGUAGCUGGAAACAAUGUUAUUCAUGCCUCUACAGGCAUUGUGUCCUCUCCCACUUCCACAAUGGCUCCAAGAUUCACAGUCCCUUGCAGGCAGCCACCAAAGUAUCUAUGCCUACAGCAGUCGAUCCCACCUUGGUGUUUUGUAGUAGCUGUUUGCUCCUUUGGCCUUCUGUCAGCAUCUUCUUUCAUUGUGAGGCAAUGGGCCACAGAGAGCUUUGUAAAAACUUAUGUUCAUGGAGGAAUUUGUAUUAGAUACUGGUUUGUGUGAAUUACUGUAUUUUGUAUGGGUUUUUUUCCCUCUGGGAAUUGUGCGUUAUUAAUGAGCAGUUUUAUGCUUUACUUCUAGUACAUGUAUACUCUGUAAUUGAUGAGCAGUUUUCUUUGUUUUCCUUUGAUUCUAUAUACAAAGCCAGUUGAUAUAAGGUAGAUACUCUCUGGCUGAAGUUCUGAUUUUGCCUACCAAUUAAUUUAUGGAUAAAUCCACGUAGUAGCUGAUGAUGUUCAUCAACUGUGUUGCUAUUAUCACCUGAUAGCCUACCUAGUUUUGCAGAAUAAUAAGACCUUGAAUAAGACUAAUGCUUGCUGGGCCUUAAACUAAGGGGAAACAGUGCACACGUUUCCCAGCCUCGACUGCUGUCAGCCCUUCUCCCAUAGUGAUUUCCUGUACUGACAAGAUAAUGCAGAAGAGCACUGCUAGACAAAAGAUAGCCUCAACAUGCAAAACUUCUGCAUAGCAGGGCUCUGAUAGCAUCACGCAUUCACCUGACCUAAGUAAUUGUGGUGUACCAGAUGAACUGCAAUGAAUCAUUCAAUUAUUUCUGCAGAAAGAGCCUGGUUCAAACACAGUUUCUCUUCAAAAGAAAAGACCUGGGCUAAAAUAUAUUUCUCAGUGUCCAUCCUGUUAUAGUUGGAAAAAAACAAAGGAUAUAAAAUUAACAAAAAGUGCAUAAUUUCAUUGUACACCCUGUAAACCAAUGGCAGCUACUUCAGUGGCUGUUAGUUACAUUUGUGUUCCAGGAGCCUCCUUCCUUGUCCAACUCAUCUUCUCUCCUACGUUUUACUGAGAACUGAGUGUCCAACUUCUUAAUAAUUGCUGUGCAUAACGUAGAACAUAAAAAGAUACAUAAUACAGCUUGUGCAGGACUUGGUGUUGUAAUUAACCAUAUUUUGUGCCUCGUUAUCGAUUGUACAAAAACAGAAAGCGACAACAACCUGGCCUUUUAAUGUAUACAUCAGCAUAUUGUAGCAGCUAUUUUAGAUAACUGUUUUUAAUAGUUUUAUUAUGGUUGUAAUUUCUAUACGAGGACUGUCCGCUUGCAGAAGCGUUGAAGUAGUGUAUCAAAGCAAUUUUUGAAGCCAGUUCUAUUUAAUUACCAGCUGUGAUGUAUGAAAAUUAGGACAAGUGAAACAAAACCCAAAACCCAACCAACUCACUGGAAGGAAACAUAUUCUCACAUCCUUGAAAAUUCUGUUGCAUAAGACAGGCAUUUUUUUCUAGUCCUCUUUUUACAUAAGUAGUAAAUCACUAAGAAGAUAGUAUAUACAGUACAGUAGUCCAUUUUAAUAGCCUACAGUCAAAUUUUAGGCUAAUUAAGCUAACUAGAAAUUCUAGGGUUACAGUGAUUUCUCACUAUUGAUAUGCUGACGAUAAUACUGUUUACAUAACACUCGAUGUUUGAAAUCAAUAUGUGCCAGUGUCCAGUGAUUUGCUAAUCUAGUUUCUGAUCUAAACCUGUCCUGUUUUUUGCAGCAUACUUAACUUCAUAUUAUGAAUCAUGUUGUCUUUCUAAAGUGAUUGCCAAGUAAACCAAAAACGUGUUUUACACUGCUAUUGCACUGCUCUUGUCUUUAUAUACAGUAGUUUUUAUAAAGAUGUCCUUAGGUUUUAAUAAAUGAGUGUAAUGUAAACUAUUCUCUGUAAUAAAACUUGCUUUAAUGCUUCAAGACCA
Molecule: messenger RNA, 5079 nt
Organism: Coturnix japonica (Japanese quail)
Lineage: Eukaryota; Metazoa; Chordata; Aves; Galliformes; Phasianidae
Gene: SHISAL1
Product: shisa like 1
Source: RefSeq, a predicted model, not a curated record